Molecule: messenger RNA, 1020 nt
Organism: Diaporthe amygdali
Lineage: Eukaryota; Fungi; Ascomycota; Sordariomycetes; Diaporthales; Diaporthaceae
Product: mediator of rna polymerase ii transcription subunit 4
Exons: 2
Coding region: 1-1020 (339 amino acids)
Biological process (GO): regulation of transcription by RNA polymerase II
Cellular component (GO): mediator complex; core mediator complex
Molecular function (GO): transcription coregulator activity
Source: RefSeq, a predicted model, not a curated record
AUGGACAAAAUCAUCGACGUCCGCUUCGAGCGAGUUGAGAAAGCUCUCGCGACACUGGUCGAGUCGAUUACCAAAUACAGUCCCCAGGCAUCACAAGCUGUCGAACUUGCAAAUGCCGACACCGAACUGGGCCAUGGGCUGAAAGACCUAGAAACUCAUCAAAACAACUACCGGCGGCUGGAAUCCCUCAAGGCAUCCUCCACAGCUCUUGAUGCCCAGAUCCGCGACACGAUACGUACUUUGUGGAACACACGCAAGGACAUCACCAGUACCAGCACAACGGCCUCGUCCGAGGGGCCGCAGUACGAUGUCAAUUACGAAGAGUUACUCAGUUACGCGCGCAGGAUCAGCAAGAUGACGCUCCCCCCAGCGAGCAUCCUAUCUCGCAUCGAUGCAACCAACGCGGACAGCGGGCCGUCGACCGGCGACGCGGUUAACACCCCGAUCACCACAGCAGCCCCGACUCCCGUGGCAGGUGCCUCGACUCCCAAUCCCAACGUCACAUCCAACGGCGCCCCUACGCCCGCGCCUCAGUCGCAGUCUCAGGGCCAGCAGGGCACCCAGACGACGGCCACUUCUGGCGCGACAGCCUUGCCUGAAGAGUGGACACAGUUCCUCGACCCGCUCACCGGGCACGUAUUCCUCCCCUGGGCGACUGAAGACAAAAUACGCGUCGGUGCGCUCGCGUCUAUCCAGAACCUUGUCGAGGAGGGCAUCGACCCGCGCGGCUAUGACCCAGCAGAGGAGGAGGCCCGGCGGCAGAGAGAGGAGCAGGAGCGGCGGGAGCAGGAGGAGAGGGAGGCGCUGGAGCGGGAGGAGAACCUCAAGAAGAUGAGGGAGGAGCAGGCGCGCAUUGCACGGGAGAGACAGCGGGAGAGAGAGCGCGUGCAAGAAGAGGCGCUGCGGAGGGGAAGCACUGGCGGUGGGCCGUCACCCGGUGGCGCCGGUGCAUCGACCGAGCCGCAGAAGAGGCAGUUCCAGUUCAUGGGCGGAGAUCUGGAUGACGAUGACGAUGAUUGA